Molecule: messenger RNA, 891 nt
Organism: Malassezia sympodialis ATCC 42132
Lineage: Eukaryota; Fungi; Basidiomycota; Malasseziomycetes; Malasseziales; Malasseziaceae
Gene: RRS1
Product: ribosome biogenesis protein RRS1
Biological process (GO): ribosome biogenesis
Cellular component (GO): nucleus
Molecular function (GO): protein binding
Source: RefSeq, a predicted model, not a curated record
AUGGCAGCUGCGGUGAGCACGGCCGUGGAGCAGGGCGACACGCCCCUUCAAUUGGAUGUAGGCCUGCUAGCCUCAUUCGACUUCAACCCAAUCUCUGCGCGUGCCUUCAAGAAAGACCCGGAGGGUGUUCUGCAGGCGCGUGCGCGGAACGCCACGCAGCACCUGGUGAACACCCUCUUCCAGUUGCCGAUCGAGCGCCACGCGACGUACGGGCCGCUAGCCUCGUUGCCCGCCUUUGAGACGGAGCUGCCGCGCGAGAAGCCGGUGCCGAAGCCCAAGCCAUUGACUAAGUGGGAGAAGUUCGCCAAGGCCAAGGGCAUUACGAAGCGCAAGAAAGACAAGAUGAUCUUUGACGAGGAGCGUCAGGAGUGGGUACCCCGCUGGGGCUACCAGGGCGCGAACAAAAAGCUCGAGGAUCAAUGGCUCGUCGAGGUGCCUACGAAUGCCGACGACGACUACCGCCCCGACAGAGAGGCAGCGAAGGAGCGCAAGGCGCGACAGGCCAAAAACGAGGCGCAGCACCAACGCAACCUUGCGCGCAAUGCGGCCGCCCCUGCUGCGCCCAAGGGCGAGCUCGGCUCGGGUGUGGCGCCGUCGCGUGCGCGCCGACGUGCUGCACUCGAGGCGGACCUGCUGCGCGCGCGUGGCAGCACUGCGUCGCUUGGCCGCUUUGACAAGUCGCUCGAGGGCGAGUCCAAGCCCCGCGGUGUUAAGCGCACGUUCCAACCGAAUGAGAUCGACGCCGGCCAGGAGCGCGCAGCGCACCUCGAGCUGCUGGCGAAAAUGGGCAAGGGCGAGCCGCAGAUGAACCUGCGCAAAGCCAUCAAGUACGCCAGCAAGGCGCAAGGCUCCAAAGCCCUCGCCGAAAAAGCGGCCCGGCGCCGCAAGUAG